This is a messenger RNA of Arachis duranensis, 888 nucleotides long. RefSeq lists its product as uncharacterized. NCBI's taxonomy places the organism in Eukaryota, Viridiplantae, Streptophyta, Magnoliopsida, Fabales, Fabaceae. The transcript has 2 exons. The record is from RefSeq and is a predicted model, not a curated record. Bases 1 to 888 code for a protein of 295 amino acids. Gene Ontology annotation, molecular function: nucleic acid binding; zinc ion binding.
AUGAUAGAGGAGACAGAGAGACAAGUAGUCUUAGCACCAGCAAUCCGAACCUUCAGUGAAGUGGUUAAAGGAGGUUUAAAUCCGGUUAAGGAAUCAGAAAUAGAAGAUGAUGAGUUCUCCUCACCUAAAGAAGAAGGGGAUAGCUUGGAGGAAGAUGAAGAGAAACCUGAAAAAGGUCACAACCGAAGAACACUGGAGAAGAGCCAGCAGCCGGAUAUCAGAGUGAAAAAAGUGGAUGGAAUUGUUAAUUUCAUCCUCAAUGAAGCUGCUUUGAAGGCAUUAAGACACCCCUGGUGGGAUACUUUAAUCGUGAAAUUAUUAGGGAGAAAAAUCUCAUUACCGGUCCUUAGUAGAAGAUUGGAAAUAAUGUGGGAAAAGCAAAGAAGUAUUGAGGUUAUUAACAUAGCCAUUAGGCCAUGGAAACCAAACUUCAACCCAAUCGAAGCCACAGUAGAUACUAUCGCAACAUGGGUGCGACUACUCGGUCUGGCGAUUGAAUAUUAUGAUGAAGAGAUACUCAAGAAGAUUGGAAAUGUGAUUGGUCAAACUAUGAAAGUGGAUGUGAAUACAGCAGAUAAAUCAAGGAGAAAAUUUGCGAGAAUAUGUGUGCAACUGGAUCUCACAACUCCCUUGGUGGCGCAAUGCUCAAUUAAUGGAGUGAAGUAUGGAGUGGAAUAUGAAGGGUUAUACAACAUUUGCUUUGCCUGUGGUAUGGUGGGACAUGAGCAAAAUAACUGUCCAAAAAAAAUCACAACUGAAGUAACCCGAAAAGGUCCACAGCAAGCGGCCAUGGAGGAGGGGACGAGAGCAAAAAAGUCAAGAAGUGAAAACGAUGGACAGGACAAGGGCAAUACUGAAAUGGCACAAAAGAAAAGGGUAAAAAUAUAA